Messenger RNA from Brassica rapa (field mustard), 2838 nucleotides. Its product is annotated as exocyst complex component SEC6. Gene Ontology annotation, biological process: exocytosis; exocyst localization. Gene Ontology annotation, molecular function: SNARE binding. Gene Ontology annotation, cellular component: exocyst. The record is from RefSeq and is a predicted model, not a curated record. NCBI's taxonomy places the organism in Eukaryota, Viridiplantae, Streptophyta, Magnoliopsida, Brassicales, Brassicaceae.
UCUAAACUAGAAUAUUGACAUUUAAAGUAUACGAUAUAUAGAAUGAAUAUACAUCGUAUCCUCGCAUGAAAAAAAAAGGAUAAAUCAGAAGCGGUCAAGGUGAGGAUAUCAGCGUUUCGGAAAGUUCCAUUAGACCCGCGCGAGUGGAGAGACUCGUUCAAAAUCGUUUGCAGUUGCUCUCCUCUUCCACCUCAUCUCUCUUCAAACGAUCUUUCACAAACCAGCUUCAAACGAUACAGAGCUGACGAAAGAAGAGAAGAGACGAUCUUCAAAAUUAGGAUCGGAGUUGUUAGAUAAGCUAAUCUAGCGAAGAUGAUGGUCGAGGAUCUCGGUGUGGAAGCCAAGGAAGCUGCUGUACGUGAGGUCGCCAAGCUGUUACCCUUACCGGAGCUUCUGCAAUCCAUUUCUUCAAUCAAAGCCGAUUACAUCGCUCGUCAACAGGCGAAUGAUGCACAGCUUAGUACCAUGGUUGCUGAGCAGGUUGAGCAAGCUGAGGCUGGGCUUGAGGCGCUUUCCGCAUCUGAGAAAACCAUCAAUGAGCUGCGGGAUAACUUCAUCUCUAUAGACAAGCUUUGUCAGGAAUGUCAAACUUUGAUUGACAAUCAUGACCAGAUUAAGCUUCUGAGUAACGCCAGGAAUAAUCUUAACAAGACUCUAAAGGAUGUAGAAGGUAUGAUGUCUAUUUCUGUUGAAGCUGCUGCCGCAAGGGACUCUCUGAGUGAUGAUAAGGAGAUUGUUAACACUUACGAGAGACUAACAGCACUUGAUGGUAAACGGAGAUUUGCCUUAGCAGCUGCUGGAGAAGAGGUUGGGCGGCUAAGGGAGUAUUUUGAAGACGUUGAUAGAACAUGGGAAACAUUCGAGAAGACACUCUGGGGUCAUGUUUCCAACUUCCACAAACUUUCUAAAGAAAGUCCACAAACGCUGGUUCGUGCUUUGAGGGUUGUUGAAAUGCAAGAAAUUCUUGACGAACAACUUGCUGAAGAAGCAGCAGAGGCUGAGGGAGAAGGUGCGAUGGCAUCUGUAGCAAAUCCUCGGAGGCCUGGCAAGAAAUCUACUACAACGUCAGCUUCGUCGAAGGGUCUUGCACAACAGAAGUUAAAAGUCCAAGGCAAAGGCUACAAGGACAAAUGUUACGAACAGAUUCGAAAGUCAGUGGAAGAUCGAUUCGAUAGGCUUUUGACGCUUGUAUUUGAAGAUCUAAAAUCAGCUUUGGAGGAAGCUAGAAUGAUUGGAGAGGAACUUGGCGAUAUUUAUGACUAUGUGGCUCCUUGUUUUCCUCCGAGAUACGAGAUAUUUCAGCUUAUGGUGAAUCUGUAUACCGAGAGAUUCAUUCACAUGCUCAGAUCGCUCAGUGAUAGGGCAACCGAUCUGACAAAUAUAGAGAUAUUAAAGGUUACUGGUUGGGUGGUAGAGUACCAAGAAAACUUGAUUGCGCUUGGUGUUGAUGAUUCACUAGCUCAAGUGUGUUCAGAGAGUGGUUCAAUGGAUCCUCUAAUGAAUGCAUAUGUUGAACGAAUGCAAGCUACGACGAAGAAAUGGUACAUGAAUAUCCUUGAGGCGGAUAAGGUGCAACCACCUAAGAAAACAGAGGAAGGAAAAUUAUACACACCGGCUGCUGUAGAUUUAUUCAGAAUACUUGGAGAGCAAGUGCAAAUUGUCAGAGAUAAUAGCACCGACGUUAUGCUAUACAGGAUUGCGUUAGCUAUCAUUCAGGUUAUGAUCGAUUUCCAAGCAGCUGAAAAGCAGAGAGUUGGAGAACCUGCUUCUGACAUUGGUCUGGAACCUCUUUGCGCUAUGAUAAACAACAACCUUCGCUGCUAUGACCUUGCCAUGGAAUUGAGUAAUAGCACUUUAGAAGCUCUUCCACAGAACUAUGCGGAGCAGGUGAAUUUUGAAGACACUUGCAAAGGUUUCUUGGAGGUGGCUAAGGAAGCAGUGCAUCAAACAGUUCGCGUUAUCUUUGAGGAUCCAGGAGUUCAGGAAUUACUUGUUAAGCUUUACCAGAAAGACUGGGCCGAGGGACAGGUUACCGAGUUUCUCGUGGCAACUUUUAGUGAUUAUUUCACAGAUGUGAAAAUGUAUGUGGAAGAAAGAUCGUUCAGAAGAUUUGUGGAAGCUUGUCUAGAAGAAACAGUCAUUGUUUAUGUUGAUCAUCUCCUAACACAGAAAAACUACAUCAAAGAGGAAACUAUUGAACGGAUGAGGCUGGACGAGGAGGUUCUCAUGGAUUUCUUUAGGGAGUAUAUAAGUGCAUCUAAAGUGGAGAGCAGAAUCAGAAUAAUGAGUGAUCUGAGAGAACUUGCAUCUGCGGAGAGUCUAGAUGCAUUUACACUCGUGUACUCGAACAUUCUUGAGCACCAGCCUGACUGCCCGGCCGAGGUAGUGGAGAAGCUUGUUGGACUUCGUGAAGGCAUACCAAAGAAGGACACCAAAGAGGUGGUACAAGAAUGCAAAGAAAUAUAUGAGAACACUCUGGUAGAUGGUAAUCCUCCAAAGACAGGCUUUGUAUUCCCAAGAGUCAAGUGCUUAGCUGCUUCCAAAGGAUCUCUCUGGCGUAAACGCAUUUAGAAUAAUAACGUUUGCGUCCGACUCCUUUUAUUUUCUUGCAUGAUAUCUUUUCAAUUUGUUAAUUCUAUGUUCUUUGGUUCUCUCUCAAUUCUUUUUACCUCUUCUGGCCUGGAACAUUUGUUGGCAACGCAAACUCUAGAACAUUAUUAUCGUAAAUUUGAAUUCUCUUUUUUUUUGGUUUUAGAUUUCUUUGCAUUUUUUGUUACAUAAUGUAUUCUUUAUUCGAAUUUGAUUGUUCGUUAAUAACGACUGAUGCACUCAAACAGA